This is a messenger RNA of Penicillium soppii, 639 nucleotides long. RefSeq lists its product as uncharacterized. NCBI's taxonomy places the organism in Eukaryota, Fungi, Ascomycota, Eurotiomycetes, Eurotiales, Aspergillaceae. Gene Ontology annotation, cellular component: mitochondrion. The coding region runs from base 1 to 639 and encodes 212 amino acids. The record is from RefSeq and is a predicted model, not a curated record. The transcript is spliced from 3 exons.
AUGGAAUUCUGUGACCGCUACGGCCAGCCGCGCCUUCAAGUCGAGAGAAUCUACGAGCGGUUUCAGAAGCGAUCUCCUGCUCAGCACCACGCUCUCCUUUCUGAGUAUCUGAACGAUGUGGUGGGCAUCAUUGAUUGGCAGCACGCUGCAGUCCUGCCCCUCUGCCUCUGUGCCGGGAUACCGGACCAUUUUCACAACUGGGGCGAUCCAUUGUCCGAAAGCUUGGCGCAAGCAGAGGUGAAUUCACCGGAAAACUUGGACCGUUUAAGUCAGGAAGACCAAGAAAUGACCGAGCAGACCAUGCGAAGGCGUCUUGUUCAUUUUGGCUAUGUCACAUUGACCAAGACGAGGCUGCAGGAUCAUUUGGACGCUCUGCGAAACGAAAACUCCAUGCUUCGAGCUAAGCUAUUCAGUUAUGUCGGCGCCCCUUGGGAAGGCGACUCUGUUACGCUGAAGUACGCUCAUAUACAGCCAAUGAAUCUCGAUGAAACGCAAGCACAUACAGAAUCUGGCUUGUUUCCGAUCCAUUGCUCUGAGGAAGAGAUUCGGCAAUGCGUAGAUAGUUACACGCAGGAGCAGGAGAAGAUGGAAGGACCGUCCGAAAUGAAGGAUCUUAUUGGCACAAACUCCCUUGGCUGA